CCACGGGGAGGGGUAGAGGCGGCGGCGGCGGCGCAUGCGCGGGCGGCCUGUGAGGUCCUGGCCCGGUCCCGGCGAGCCCGGCGCGGUGCGGAGGGAGCGGAGCGGCGGCCGGAGCGGCCGCGGCCCGAGCACGAGCGCGCCGGCCCGGCGAGGGCUGCGGCGUGGGACGCUGGUGCCUGCCGCUGGCUCCCUGGCAGCGGUGGCACGAGGAGCCGGGCUGGACGACCUCUCCGCGCCCCGGCAGCGCCGGCGGGACAGGGCAGAGACACGCGCCUGAGUGUUUUGUUCGCCGUUGGGCCUUGAUUAGCAGCUUGGCGGCUGGACAAUUAAAAUGCAGCGCUGGGGCAUGGCUGUCAAUGUGUACUCGACGUCGGUGACCAGCGAGAACCUGAGCCGCCAUGACAUGCUCGCCUGGGUCAACGACUCCCUCCAGCUCAACUACACCAAGAUCGAGCAGCUCUGCUCAGGGGCUGCCUACUGCCAGUUCAUGGACAUGCUGUUUCCCGGCUGCGUCCACCUGCGGAAGGUGAAGUUCCAGGCCAAGCUGGAGCACGAGUACAUCCACAACUUCAAGGUGCUGCAGGCCGCCUUCAAGAAGAUGGGAGUGGACAAAAUCAUCGCAGUGGAGAGGCUGGUGAAGGGCAAGUUCCAGGACAACUUUGAGUUCAUCCAGUGGUUUAAGAAGUUCUUUGAUGCCAACUACGAUGGGAAGGAGUACAACCCGCUGCUGGCGCGGCAGGGCCAGGACGUCGCGCCCCCCCCAAACCCAGGUGAUCACAUCUUCAACAAACCCAAGAAACCCAUUGGCACUGCAGUCCCUCAGAGGACCUCUCCCACCGGCCCCAAGAACACGUCAAACCCAGCCCGCCUCACCAACGUCCCCAGCAGCAUCCUCCGGAAAAACUCUCCUGCCACCCGCAACGGGGGCACUGAGGCUGAUGCGCAGAUCCUGGAGCUCAACCAGCAGCUAAUGGACCUGAAGCUGACGGUGGAUGGGCUGGAGAAGGAGCGGGAUUUCUACUUCAGCAAACUGCGGGACAUCGAGCUGAUCUGCCAGGAACAUGAGAACGAGAACAGCCCCAUCAUCACCGGCAUCGUCAGUGUCCUCUACGCCACAGAGGAGGGCUUUGCCCCACCAGAGGAUGACGAGCUGGAAGAGCAACACCCAGAGGACCAGGAUGAGUACUAGACCCGGCACGCUCCCACGCCACCCCGCGCCGUUCCCCCACCAUAGACAUUUUGAGGUCUGAGCCUGUGCGCCUCGCCCUGCACUGUCCACAUGCCAUCACGGUCUCCAGCAGCUGAGCCCGCGGCCUCACUGGUGGGAGGCCACCGUCUCCAUAAUAAAUAGAUGUCCAUCCAGCGAGGAGCACGGCUGUACCUAUGCCGGCAGGUGGGGACGGGCUCUGGCCGCCGUGCCCGGCCCUCGCCACCCCCACCCCGUAUUUAUUUCCGUUGACCCCUCCGAUGUGAGUGCUGCAGCCGCCCCGGUGUCCCUGCCUGCCCCGUUGUGUGAGAGCGAGAGGGAGAGAACCGAGUCCUCAGGGUGUUUUCCCCGGGGUGGAGUGCGCUCGUGCGCUGCCUGUGCUGCCUGCACCCUGCCAGCCCGGGGGGGCAGGUGGGCUGGAGCCAGCGGCCGCGGGACCACUGCCCGGGGGUCGGUGCCUGCCCGGCAGCCUGCGGGGGGGGGGGGGGAGGGGGAAGGGGGGGAUGCGGCUCGGACGAGGGAGGUUGUUGCUUCAGGUUCCUGGGAGGGUGGAAAAGAAACCCCAGUCCGGCUGACGACGUGGCCGCCUGCCUGCUCGGGUGGGUGCAGGCAGCGGUGGGGGGCACCUGGCCCCCGCGGGCCAGAAGACGGUCUGACCCCCCCCCCGCGGCGUGGGGACGGUGCCGUCCCUCUCCCCGCUGCGGAGCCCCCUUGCCCGUGGCCACUGAGGACCCCCCCGGGGCGCUGGGGUGGGUUUGCUGCCCGCCCUGGCCAUCGUCUCCCCGUUGCAUUGCUUGUCUGGUCCGUCACUCCGGUUGCAAAGCCUGCAUCUGUGUUAAGUUUUAUUUAAAAUAAACUCGUGUGGUAAAA
Molecule: messenger RNA, 2077 nt
Organism: Falco peregrinus (peregrine falcon)
Lineage: Eukaryota; Metazoa; Chordata; Aves; Falconiformes; Falconidae
Gene: MAPRE3
Product: microtubule associated protein RP/EB family member 3
Exons: 8
Coding region: 332-1189 (285 amino acids)
Biological process (GO): regulation of microtubule polymerization or depolymerization; protein localization to microtubule plus-end; spindle assembly
Cellular component (GO): spindle midzone; microtubule organizing center; cytoplasmic microtubule
Molecular function (GO): microtubule plus-end binding
Source: RefSeq, a predicted model, not a curated record